Molecule: messenger RNA, 4175 nt
Organism: Balaenoptera musculus (blue whale)
Lineage: Eukaryota; Metazoa; Chordata; Mammalia; Artiodactyla; Balaenopteridae
Gene: TMTC4
Product: transmembrane O-mannosyltransferase targeting cadherins 4
Exons: 16
Coding region: 1329-3074 (581 amino acids)
Biological process (GO): endoplasmic reticulum unfolded protein response; protein O-linked glycosylation via mannose
Cellular component (GO): endoplasmic reticulum
Molecular function (GO): mannosyltransferase activity; protein binding
Source: RefSeq, a predicted model, not a curated record
UAAGAAAAAAAAAUAGGCUUUGUAAAUAACUUUGCCUGAAAAGACAUGUGCAAGUAUCCGAAAAGAAAAAUAAAAUCUCUCCGUACCCAUGCCCAUUCCCCAAACAGUUAAACUCAGUGCCUCCUUGGGUAGCCUUUAAAAUUUUUUUUCUAUGAAAUCUCUCUUUAAUUACUAUGCCAAAAAUUCAUUGAAGGACUAAAUACUCUUUACUCUGAAACACUUGCCAUACUUUUUAAAACUUGUUUUUCUUCAUGUCAGACGAUGUGACGUACAUUGCUUAAGACUUGGGAGUAUCUUCAGUUAGCCAAAGGCAGACUAUUUGCUUUAAAAAUGAGUUUAUGAUGUUUAAAGUUCAUUUUAGUGGGAGUCUUUUUUUUUUUUUUUUUUUGAGGUUUAGCUGAUUUACAAUAUUAUAUACGUUAGUGGGAGUCUUUAAUGUACCUCAGCCACUCAGAUAACAAGUGGUUCAGGCUGGCCUUUUUGGCCCCUAGUCCUGGUAUUUAUCCAAACCACUUCCCUCCCCCUCACUCAGUUCAAGAAACCUGGUUCCCUGACCCUCCAUAUCCCCCAGCCCCUGCUUCCUCGACCCCCUUGCUCUAGGACCUUUUUAGAUACACUUCUCUGGGUUGGCUUUGCUCACUUUAUCCUCUGAAAGGCUUUGGGAUUCCCCGCCAUCCUCAGGGCCUGUAGAGAGCCACAGCUCCCACCCAUCUCUGGUCCUGAUGGGAGGCCCAGAGCACCCGCCCCUCCCUCCAUCACUCACCCCGGGGCUGCAGAGCCCGUACCUGCUUCACCCUGAGCUGCUGUGUCCUCUCUCCGCUGCUUUCCGCCCCCCCGCCUCCUCCCAAUGUUUACAGAAGCAUCUUUGGGAUUCACACAGCAACGGACAGUGACCCAGCACCCACUGUGUGCCCAGCUCUGUGUUGGGUCUCGCUGCAUCCCCGAUUUCACUGUGUCUCUGAGUGAGUGAGUUACAGGCCAGAGGAUUCCAGAAGUCUGAUUACAUAUGCACUGCCUUCAUGAGGUUUCUUUUUUAAAUAUCGUGCCCUUUGAGCUGCUAUCAUUUUCCAGUUGAAAACCCACCGUGGGGACCUGAUCAGAGCAGAGGCCUCUGGAGCUGCGGGCGCAGCGUGCUGAGUGACGGGCUUUCACUGCCCGUGGGCAUCACUGGCUGCGUGUGGCCCACAAAAGAACCUUCCCUGGGUUCGAGCCAACCCAGCCUUCCUGUGGAAGUGGCUGACCCAAGUCCUAGACCAAAAAUGAAAAGAAAAUCAGUUGUCAGAUCAGACCACAGGGAAGCGUCACAGUUGCAGGGAUUGUUUUAAUAGAUGGCCGAGUCUGAUAAGGUUGCUGCUGUUGUCGGCUGUGCAGACCUCCUGGCUGCCCUGUUUUUUCUGUUAUCUUUCCUUGGCUACUGUAAAGCACUUAAAGAAACUAACAAGGAGGGGACGCAUUCCACGUUCUGGGUGUUGCUAAGUAUCCUUCUGGGAGCAGUGGCCAUGCUGUGCAAAGAGCAAGGGAUCACUGUGCUGGGUUUGAAUGCCGUCUUUGACAUCUUGGUGAUAGGCAAAUUAAAUGUUCUGGAAAUGGUCCGGAAGGUACUACGUAAGGACAAAUCAUUAGAGAACACUGGCGUGCUGAGGACUGAGGGCCUCCUCUUCAGAAUGAGUCUCCUGGCCUUGGGGGGAACAGGGGUGCUCUACGUGCGCUGGAAGAUCAUGGGCACCGGCCCGCCGGCCUUCACCGAGGUCGACAACCCUGCCUCCUUCGCCAGUAGCAUGCUGGUCAGGGCCGUAAACUAUAAUUACUACUAUUCCUUGAAUGCCUGGUUGCUGCUGUGCCCCUGGUGGCUGUGUUUUGAUUGGUCAAUGGGCUGCAUCCCCCUCAUUAAGUCAGCCGGGGACUGGAGGGCAGUUGCUCUAGCAGCACUCUGGUUCUGCCUAAUUGGCCUGAUACGCCAAGCCCUGUGCUCUGAAGACAGCCACAAGAGACGGAUCCUCACACUGGGCCUGGGAUUUCUCAUCAUCCCAUUUCUUCCUGCGAGUAACCUGUUCUUCCGAGUGGGCUUCGUGGUGGCAGAGAGGGUCCUGUACCUCCCCAGCGCUGGGUACUGCGUGCUGCUGACGUUCGGAUUUGGGGUUCUCAGCAAACAUACUAAGAAAAAGAAACUGAUUGCUGCUUUCGUCCUGGGGAUUUUAUUCAUAAACACGCUGAGAUGCGUGAUUCGCAGCGGCGCGUGGCGGAGUGAGGAACAGCUCUUCAGAAGCGCCCUGUCUGUGUGUCCUCUCAAUGCCAAGGUUCACUACAACGUGGGCAAAAACCUGGCUGAUAAAGGCAAUCAGACAGCUGCCAUUAGAUACUACCGGGAAGCUGUGAGAUUAAAUCCGAAGUACGUUCAUGCCAUGAAUAAUCUGGGAAAUAUCUUAAAAGAAAGGAAUGAGCUCCAGGAAGCAGAGGAGCUGCUGUCUUUGGCUGUACAGAUACAGCCAGACUUCGCCGCCGCGUGGAUGAAUUUAGGCAUCGUGCAGAACAGCCUGAAACGGUUCCAGGCUGCCGAGCAAAGUUACCGGACGGCGAUCAAACACAGGAGGAAAUACCCAGAUUGUUACUACAACCUCGGGCGUUUGUAUGCAGAUCUCAAUCGUCACGUGGACGCGCUGAACGCCUGGAGGAAUGCUACCGUGCUGAAGCCAGAGCACAGCCUGGCCUGGAACAACAUGAUCAUCCUCCUUGAUAACACAGGUAAUUUAGCCCAAGCCGAAGCUGUUGGAAGAGAGGCACUGGCAUUAAUACCUAAUGACCACUCUCUGAUGUUCUCCUUGGCAAACGUGCUGGGAAAGUCCCAGAAAUACAAGGAAUCUGAAGCUUUAUUCCUCAAAGCAAUUAAAGCUCAGCCAAAUACUGCAAGUUACCAUGGCAAUUUGGCUGUGCUUUAUCAUCGCUGGGGACAUCUAGACUUGGCCAAAAAACACUAUGAGAUCUCUCUGCGGCUUGACCCAAUGGCAUCAGGAACUAAGGAGAAUUAUGGUCUUCUAAGAAGAAAGCUGGAACAAAUGCAAAAGAAAAACGUCUGAGCCUUUUUCCUUCAUUUUUUGAGUUUGUGUGUGUGUGUGUGCAUGAGGCAGAUCAUUAAUAUCAUGUGCUUACGUUUAACCAUUUAAAAGUCUUACGUGUUGUUUAUUUUAUCAUUUUUUUUCUAUGAAAACAAAGACAUGCAAAAAGAUUACAGCACCAGCAAUAUACUCUUGAAUGCUUGAUGUGGUUUUUGCAUUGAAAUUGUAUUUUUUCAGACAACUCAAACAUAAAUUCUAAAAUUCCAAGGAUGAAGUCUUUUUUAAUUAAAAAGAAAAAAAGAAAAAAAUUACCUUGAGCGACUUACAGCAGAAUUAAACCUGCAUUUGGGAUGUGAGUUGUGUUGUUGUAAAGACUCAUAUUAUUAAACUUGGAUUGUGAACAAGAAAUGACAAACUGAUUCCUACAAUUUAUAUAAAUAUCUAAUGUGUCUGUAUAUUAGAAUUUUUAUUUAAUGACAAGAAAGAGUAAAUUAAGAUUUUUUUUUAAUCUUUUUUUUUCCAAACAAUGUGCUAUGAACAUCAUUUGUAAGGAAAUAUUUAUUUGUAUUUUUUUUUGAAUGGGGCAAAUAAUUGAAUGAAGAAUGGAAAUGUUAACAUCUAGUGUAUUUACACUUUUUCCCUAGGAAGAAAUUCACUCCUGCAAUAUUUUUUGGAUUCUUCAACUUGUGCUGUUUCAUAACAUAGGAAAUUAUGUAGUAUCCUACAUAAACUGUCACUAUUAAUAGAAAAUUAAAGCCAUGCUUUAGGCAAAAGUAGGCAGCCUGAUGUCUUUAUUUUUGUUACAUCCAGUAUUAAGAGGGCUACACACCUCUAUGUAAGUUGUUUUUUUUUGUGUUUUUUGACUGGAAAGCAGUUUUCCAUUUAGUUUCAUGGAACCAUAGUCAUUACUAUAUCCAAAAAAUGCAAGAGGUAAAUUUUCUCCCAAAAGGAACCACAUUUGGGGAGUUUGUGAUAUUUUUAAGAAUUGGAUUAUUUAUCCUGUUUUAUUGGGUCAGAAUAAUCAUGUUCGUUUUGUUUUAUUCUCCUAUAUAUGCUGUUGACCUAAUGAUUUAUGCAAUCUCUGUCAUUUCUUAUGCGGUAAAAUUAUUACAGAAACCGGUA